AUGGAACCCGAUACGCCUGUUUCUCGCCGUCUGAAAUCGGUCAAGCACAUCAUAAUCGUCCUCUCCGGAAAAGGAGGUGUGUCGGCGUCGUCUUUUCUGGGAUGCGUCGGCAAGUCUUCUGUCUCCGCUCAGCUCGCACUUGCUCUGUACGCCACGUCGGCGACUGCCAGAGUUGGUAUUCUUGACGUCGAUCUUACCGGUCCUUCAAUCCCGCGAAUGCUCGGCCUGAAUGGCCAUCCAGUUCAUCAGAGCAGUGAAGGCUGGGUCCCCGUCUAUGCAGAUGGAUCUGCAGGGAGACUCGGAUGCAUGAGUGUCGGGUUUCUGCUGAAGAAGAAAGAGGACUCAGUUGUAUGGCGCGGACCUAAGAAGAACGCGAUGAUUCGGCAGUUUUUGAGCGAUGUGCGGUGGGGAGAAUUGGAUUACUUGGUAAUUGACACGCCGCCGGGUACUUCCGAUGAGCAUCUCUCGUUACUAGAGCAUCUUUCUCCUCUUAAUUCAAAACUCUCUUCUGUAAUUGUGACGACACCGCAGGCCGUCGCACUCGCGGACGCUCUUAAGUGCCUUUCGUUCACACGGACAGUCUCGCUCCCCGUCCUCGGUCUUAUUGAAAACAUGAGUGGAUAUGUAUGCCCGUGCUGCGGCGAAAUUAGCAACAUCUUCUCUACUGGCGGUGGUUCUUCAAUGGCGCAAAAUGAGAACUUAACCUUCCUUGGGAGUUUGCCAGUAGAUGCGGAGCUGGUAACCUUACUGGAUGCGGCGGAAGGCCUAGAGCGGCGAUUUGACUCUAUGGACGAAGGUGUUAACGGCGAUACUGGAGAGCCAUUCCCACUGUUGCGGCGGUAUCUGAAAACUUCGUCAUGGACACUAUUCAAAGAGAUCGUAGCCAAGGCAGUCGCAAAUCUUCAAAGGACGGGCGAACAAAGCGGUCCUUGA
Molecule: messenger RNA, 933 nt
Organism: Fomitiporia mediterranea MF3/22
Lineage: Eukaryota; Fungi; Basidiomycota; Agaricomycetes; Hymenochaetales; Hymenochaetaceae
Product: P-loop containing nucleoside triphosphate hydrolase protein
Exons: 3
Coding region: 1-933 (310 amino acids)
Biological process (GO): iron-sulfur cluster assembly
Cellular component (GO): cytosol
Molecular function (GO): 4 iron, 4 sulfur cluster binding; ATP-dependent FeS chaperone activity; ATP binding
Source: RefSeq, a predicted model, not a curated record